This is a messenger RNA of Octopus sinensis (East Asian common octopus), 4688 nucleotides long. RefSeq names its product general receptor for phosphoinositides 1-associated scaffold protein-like. The transcript is spliced from 8 exons. NCBI's taxonomy places the organism in Eukaryota, Metazoa, Mollusca, Cephalopoda, Octopoda, Octopodidae. The record is from RefSeq and is a predicted model, not a curated record. Gene Ontology annotation, molecular function: protein binding. Bases 1073 to 2128 code for a protein of 351 amino acids.
UCGUAUGUAUGUAUGUAUGAAUGUGUACCUUUUACUACUCCUCUCGUCCUCCGUCUCGCUAUUUCUCGCUCCCAUCUCUCUGUUUGUUUUUAUACUUCGUUAUUAUUCUUUCCUUUUUCUAUCCUUCUUACUUUCCCCGAUACUUUCCUUUCCAUUCUAUCUAUCUAUCUAUCUAUCUAUCUAUCUCUUCCUUUAUCUACUUCCCUGUCACUGACAGUUGUUUAAGAUUCACGCAGAGGAAUCCCAUCGGCCGUUCAGUUUACACGGAUUAAUCCCAUCUUAACCCCUUCCUCUUAUAUUACUCUAACCUGCUCGUGUAAGCCGGCUCAACUGCCUCUAUCUGUUGCUACCAAUUUUACAAACAGCGCUACUGGACGGACUACUGACACUCUUCUGCCUGUCUUUUCCUCUCUCUCCCCCUCUUUCUCUUUAACACACACACACACAUUACAUAUAUAUAUAUAUAUAUAUAUAUAUAUAAUUACACACACGCACUUGUAAGUACGUAUGUAUUUAUAAUUGGAGUUGUGUAUUCCAAACUUUUUCUUUACGGAGAAAAAGAAAAAACAAAUCACCCGGAAUAUGUGAUUUAGUAAUUGUGUUUAUACACAUAGCAUAUACACACAAUCACACAAAUUGUGUGUGUGUAUAUAUAUAUAUAUAUAUGUGUGUAUGUAAGCCCCUAAUGUUCUUCAACGAAUAUUAUUUGGUCUUCACACAAUUCCAACCGUAUUUGUGGGUUUGUGGUUGAGCGGAAGUAUAUAAAUUUAAGGGCACGAAGUUACACACACACACAUACAUAUAUAUAUAUUAUAUAUAUGAAAGAAAGAGGAGCGGAAAGUGAAUAGAAAAAAGAAACUCGCACACAUGCACUAUACACUCAGUAAAAAAAACAUUAAACAUUAACAUGUAUACUGUAUAUGUUUUGUAAAUAUCGAUAUGCGGGUGAAGUAUACUUUAGUUGAUUUAUAACAAAGACUUCUAGGAGAAGGAAGAGGGAGAAAUAAUAAGAAAGAAAGAGAGAGUGAGAGAGAGAGUGAGAACUGCAAAAAGACAGCGUGGGCGACCGACCAUGCACUUUGACAAUGCUUUGGGUAAAAUGAUGGAAUUUCACAAACGUCUACGACCAAAACGGGAUUCGAAGGUGAAGUUUUACCAGGUGAUACCAAAAGUGUCAUCUGUAGGGGAAGAUCUCACCUAUUUGGAGAGAGAUCGCUCAAUCACCACAGACCCAACGGAGAGCAAGAAGAGAAGGACAAUAAAGUUAAUACGAACAAAUUCAUCAUGGGGCUUCACCUUACAGACAUAUGGUAUACGACAUAAGAAAAAUAAUGAAAUUGAAAUCACAACUUAUGUAGACUAUGUGGAAAUCGACAAGCCAGCCUGGAUUGCAGGGAUGCGACAAGGUGAUGUUAUCUUAUCUGUGAACGGUGAUAGUGUUGAGCAAGCAACACAUCAACAACUGGUAGAGAAGAUCAAAUCUUGCGCUCGCUACAUGAGGUUGGUUGUCCUUUUUGAAGAUUGUUGCAGGAAAGUAGAAUUACAUGACCGCUAUAUCAAACUAAAGAAUAUUCUCAGAGAGAAAAAACGGGAACUGAAAUUACUAAAUGAACAAGAACAAAAUAUUCUUCAAGGUUUGUCAAGAACAGAUGGAGCUCGCUUAAGUUGUCGCAGUUCAGCCAGUUCUUUGGACAGUGCUUUUGACCAGUACAGUUUAAUUCGACCAUGUUCUAUGAACAAUCUUCCAAACAUCUGCCAUUUUUCUUAUACCCCUAUUUCAUGCGAUACCGAUGCCAACAACAGCCAUGGUAGUGAUACCUCAGAGCUUGCAAGCAUUUUGGAAAGAGCUGGUGUCGAUUCAGAUUCUGACACCUGCAGUAAUUUUUCAGUGGCAGCAAGCACAGAUACUCAAGAAUGUCUUUCAGUGGUUCUUUCAACUGAAGAAUCAGCAUGUUGUAAACCAAAAACUGUUGCUGACAAUGAACAAUUUUCUACUGCUGAGGAGGACAGUGAGUUAGAACUCAAGAACUGCAGUACCAACUGUUUAAAUAAAAGCCUUUUCCCCCAGUCAGACAGUGAUCCUCCUAAUGAACACAUCAACCAGAAAGAUGAAGUUACUCGAUUAUGAAAUGACACAAAAAUCUGAAAAUAAUCAAAAGCUUUGAAUUUUUGUGUUAUUAUUAUUAUUAUUACUAUUAUUAUUAUUAUUAUUAUUAUUAUUAUUAUCAUUAUCAUUAUUAUUAUUAUUAUUUUUCACAUCUGUUCUUUCGUUUAAAAUGUGCUUCAAUACAUUUGGAUUAGCAGAAUUGUUUGAGCAGUGAACAAAUGCCAUGUGGCAUUUGUUCCAGCUCUUUACAUUCUGAGUUCAUCCUUUCGGGGGUUGAUGAAUUAUGAAGAACCAGUCAAGUACUGGGGUUGAUAUAAGAGACUAACCCAUACCUUAAAAUUUCUGGCCUUGUGCCUACCAUGCACACAAACAAACACAAACACACACUUCACAUAAAUUCAUAAACGAUACACAGAAGGAAUACAUAUGCUGAUCCAACAUAUCUCUGAAGAUUUCGCUUACACGGCAAUACAAGGGCAAGAGAAUGGCAGAAUUGUUAGAGUGACAGACAGCAAAAAGCCUUGUGGUAUUUAGUUGCAAACCUUUAUGUUCUGAGUUCAAAUCCUGCUGAGGUCAGCUUUGCCUUUUAUCUUUCUGAGGUUGAUAAUAAAAUAAGUAUUGGUUGAAGAGUACUGGGGGUGAGCUAAUCAACUGUAGCCAGCUCCUAAAUGUUGAGGCCUUCAGUAAACAUGAUCAUAGCUUUUCAUUAUAAAUGAAAGACUAUAACAAUGGAAAGAAAUGUAUCAGUGAUAUUUCAUAUACCAUACAUACAUACACACACACAUACACAUAUAUAUUCGUGUAUGUAUGUGCGUGUGUUUACAUCAUCAUUAUUUAACGUCCACUUUUUCAUGAUCACAUAGGUCAAACGGAAUUUCUCGAGGUAGAUUUUUCUAUGACCAGAUGUCCUUCCUGUCACAAACUUUCACCUGCUUCCAAGCAAGGUAAUAUCUCCCUAAUGGCCAGACAUGUUUCUCAUGGAAGACAGGAAAUGAACAAUACUGUUCGUAUGACAGUGAUGUGCACUUACAACCAUGAUGCCAUAACAUGGAUGCACACACAUAUAUACACACACACAUAUUUAUGACAGGCUUUUUUCAGUUUCUGUCUGCCAAAUGCACUCACAAGGCUUCGGUUAGCCUGGGCUUACUAGAAGAUGCUUACCCAAGGUAUCACAUAGUUGGACUUGAUCUAUGACUCACAGUUGGGAAGCAAGCUUCUUAAUCACAAGGCCGCAUGUGCGCAUGUAUGUUUGCGUGAAAAUUAAGGAAAACCUUAUCAUUUUGUAAUUUGUUCUUAUGUCCUCAACCCAUCACCUUUAUAGCAGCAAAAGAAACCAUGGUCACCGUCAUCAUUAUUAUUUUUAUUAUGAUAAUUAUAUAUUAUUAUUAUUGACUUGACAGAACUGUUAGGGCAUUUGUUCAUACUCUUUAUGUUUUGAGUUCAAAUCCUCCUGGGUCCACUUUGCCUUUCACUUUUUCAGGGUCGAUAAAAUAAGGUACCAGUUAAGCACUAGGGCUGAUUUAAUUGACUUAACCCUUCAAAAUAUUAGGCCUUAUAUUUAGAUUACAAACAUUAUUAUUAUUAUUAUUAUUAUUAUUAUUAUUGAUGGAUUAGCAAAAUCGUUUGUGUCAGACAAAAUUCUUGCAGCAUUUCUUCUGGCGCUUUACGUUCUGAGUUCAGGUCCUACCUAGGUCAACUUUUCCUUUCAUCCCUUCCGGCUUGAUAAAAUAAAAUACCAGUCAAGUACCGGAGGGGUGGGUGUGUCAUAGAAGUUGACUCACCCCCUCCUGCAAAAACUGCUGGCUUUUUGCCAUAAUUUGAAACAAUUACUAUUAUUAUUAUUAUUAUUAUUAUUACCUUGUGGUGAAUUGGUACAGUGUUGCACAAAAUGCCUCAAGGUAUUUAGGUGUAUUCCUUUUAGUUCUGAGUUCAAAUCCUGCCAUAGUCAAUAUGUCCUGCCAUGCUUCCAGAGUCGAUGAAGAUGUACUAGUCAAGUACUGAAGCUGAUAAUCGACUAUCUCCUUCCCACUACACACACACCUAAAUAUGAGGCCCUUGUGCCUAUGUUAGAAAACCUCAUUAUUAUUAUUACCCUUCAUCUAAUCAAUAAAAUAAUGAUAUGCAUUAUUUUUCCUUACUUUUUUAUAUAUUCUGUAUAUACACCCACUUUUUCAUCAUACAAAUACUCUUUCCACGCAUACAUAAACAAGAACUUAGAUAAAAAGGAAAAAGAAAAAAAACAUGCCAUCCUUCUUUGUCUUAUCAAACACCUCCCACUAUGAAAAAAAAAAAAAUAAGUGUGGCAGUAAGUGAAUGAAUGUGAUAACUGUUGAUUCUGUAUAUUUCUAAAGACUAAUAUUUCCAAUAACCUGUUAGAUUUGAUCAAAUUAAACUAGCCUGCUCUUUCAGGCAUCUCACAUGGAAUAUAUAUGGAAAAGAAAUAAAAAUCAAAACCUUGGGGGUUAUCUCUCUAUUCUUUGACUAUCUAUGGAAGAGGGCAUGAUAAAACUUUUUUUUUAUUUUUUAUUUCAGAAAUAAAAUUGUGAUUCUUUUGAAACUUCUUUGAAUCAUAAAAAAG